Molecule: messenger RNA, 1635 nt
Organism: Metopolophium dirhodum (rose-grain aphid)
Lineage: Eukaryota; Metazoa; Arthropoda; Insecta; Hemiptera; Aphididae
Exons: 2
Coding region: 1-1635 (544 amino acids)
Source: RefSeq, a predicted model, not a curated record
AUGACCUGUUGCCCUCCGGACGGCGAAGAAACGUUUCUGAUGCCGCUGAAGAAGAGGAAACAUCUGCCGUGUCCGGGCGAUGGUCAGUCGCUGCGUGGAAAACGGUUCGAAACAGGCCCGAACAAGUGCGCCGCACCUAAGCCCCGCAGUCGUAGCGCAUGCGCUGAAGAAGUCUGCGACCAGGAGCCGAUGACCUGUCCCGACCCAUGCUUCGAGGACUCGGUAGAGUGGCAGUCGACCAAAUGUGCGGCGGCGGGCCUGUUCCGGGCGCUGGGCCAGCAUUAUGACCAACCUUGGUUUCCGACCGUGAUCAACGAGUGGUCAGCGCUGUACUACCAGUGCAACCAUGCGGCCGAUUACUGGUGUGCCCGGGACGAGUGGCUGGCCGGUGACGAGGAGGUCCGGCUGGCCGUAUGGUCCGAGGUGCUCAGGCAUCGGGAACAGCACGAAAGGCAGCUGGAUCAGCUGAACCGGGACGUAUUGUGUGACACCGGCAAGUGCAACCCAAACGCUGACCUGAUGGACGUGCACGACGUAUGCAACGCUGAGGUAAUGGAAUACCACGGAUGCCCGAACAUGGCCAGUGAUCGGUUUGACCUGCCACACAAGAAUGUAGAACAGUUCUGCGAGAAGGAUUUGCCAUCCAAUGACGAGAGGGCGCGGGCGGAAGCCGAGGCGGCUGAAAUAGCACUCGCAGACCCGGACGACGACCCUGAUUGGGUGCAGAUGCGGCGCAAGAUGCGUGGUUCUUUCGCGGCACUGAACGUGGCCCAAUGCGAAGUCAGUGCUGAGUUACUGGACCACAUCAUGAUCGAGCUGUGCAAGUACUGGGCCAACGCGCCUGCCUCUGAGCACUCCUGUCCCAUCGAUCCACAACUGGAGUGUAACAUUAUGCGAGAGAUACAAAACUUCCGGUUAAAACUAUUCGGUGUGGCCGUUGAGAUCGAACCGGAAUUACAGCAGUCAGGACCAGAUGAAUGUCAAGAGCCGGAACCUUGCAGAAAACCGAAAUCUUGUCGGAAGCAGGAACUGCGUCGGGAGCUAGAACCUUGUCGGACGCCAGAACCUUGUCGAAGGCCUGAACCUCGCCAGGAGCCUGACAAGUGUCCUCCAAAGGAACCGGACUCGUGUUGCCCAAAGAAACCGGACCUUUGUUGCCCACAGGAACCGGACCCUUGUUGCCCAAAGAAACCGGACCCUUGUUGCCCACAGGAACCGGACCCUUGUUGCCCAAAGAAACCGGACCUUUGUUGCCCACAGGAACCGGACCCUUGUUGCCCAAAGAAACCGGACCUUUGUUGCCCAGAGGAACCAGACCCUUGUUACCCACGGAAACCGGACCCUUGUUGCCCACAGGAACCGAAACCUUGUUGCCCACCAGAGCCGGAACCUUGCCAGAAGUCGGAACCAUGCUGCCCACGUAAACCAGAACUGUUCUGCCCAUUAGGGCCCGAAGCGUACUGUUCACAGGAUCCAGUACCGUGCUGCCCACCACCUAAACCUAAACCUAAGUGCUGCGCUCCCAGAAGGUCCAGCAAAACCAAAAUGGCCGAAGCCCGAGCUCGGCAUAACGCCACACAAGUUCGGGAUCGUGACAUCACGACCGGAUGGUUAGGAGGUCGACCUAAUCCAUAA